Messenger RNA from Schistocerca nitens (vagrant locust), 1821 nucleotides. RefSeq lists its product as uncharacterized. Gene Ontology annotation, cellular component: mitochondrion. The record is from RefSeq and is a predicted model, not a curated record. The coding region runs from base 197 to 1186 and encodes 329 amino acids. NCBI's taxonomy places the organism in Eukaryota, Metazoa, Arthropoda, Insecta, Orthoptera, Acrididae. The transcript has 4 exons.
CGCAGACGAGUCUUUUCAUAUGGAUCCGCUCGUAUACAGUUUCGUAUGUGGAGAGUGUCAGCAUUGCUAUCUCUUGUAGUUUACAGAAACUGCUGUGCUUUUGAAAGGGGCGACCUUGGAAAAGUUGCUGUCAUUUGCGAAGGAGUGUGGUGUGGAAGGGAAAGUUAAGAUCACAUGACAACACAUUUAGGGAAUAAUGAUUUCUUCAAAAUAUCUGUUUUACGGUUAUACAACAACGUCAGCACGGCUACAUUCAAUUGUUAGGAGUAAUUCAGGUGGUAACUGGUUCAGUGGUAGAAACAAGCAAGAACCUGUUGUGACCACAAGAGAGGGUGCUGCACCACUACACAAGUCAACAAUCACACAGUAUCCGGCAGCAGCACCACUCCCGCUGCCUACUAAUGUUGAAGAGUUUGAAGCUGCUGAAAAAGCUUGCUUCUCGCCAGAGAGAUCAAGAGAUAUAUCUGGACCAGUAAUAACUGCAAAAGCUGUUUCCAUUGACUGGCAAGAGAAUGGCUGUGGGAAAACGGAAAAUGCUUCUGAUCCACAUGUGGCAAGCUACGACUGCAGAGGUGCUGUUUCUUUGAGUUCUGUAAUGCAGACGAAUGUCCCACAGCCCUUCUCAUCACAAGGCAAAAGCACUUACCUCAACAUGCCUGGUGGACAGUGGGGCCAGAGUGAUAAAUAUGUAGCCGAAGAGCUGAGAAAUUCCCACUUUUCAAAUUCGGCUGCUGAAGCCCAUGAGAAAUUUGAAAAAAAUAAGAGAUCAGGUAUUUUAGCACUUAACUGUUUUGACAGAUUAAAUUCCAGGAAUAAUGCUUUGCUGGUCAGCUUUGUGCCCACAAGAUACUGCAGCACUAACGAUGCAAACAAGCCCCUCUCUCAAAAACAAAAGCUAAAGCAAGCUGUGAAAGAUUAUGGUGCAACUGUGAUUGUGUUCCACAUUGGUAUAUCAUUAAUAUCUUUAGGGGGAUUCUAUAUAGCUGUAUCAAGCGGACUAGAUGUUGCGGCCUUGCUUCGGACAUUUGGUGCUAGUGAUGUCGCUGCAGGGGCUAGCACUUUUGUCGUGGCCUAUGCUGUUCAUAAAGUUUUUGCUCCUGUGAGAAUUGGCAUAACACUAACAGCAGCUCCUUUCAUUGUUCGCUAUUUGAGGAGGAUAGGUGUUCUUAAAGUUAAAACUGGGUGAACUAACUAUUUCUAUAAAUGUUUAACAUUCCUUUGCCACUUGCACUGAGAGAGGUUGACUGACAAAUUACUAAAUGAAGAUUUUUUUUGUGUUUGUGUCUCUUUGUGAUUUUUACAGAUAUGCAAAAUAAUUAAAAUGGGUAUGAUAUUGUAGUGUCUGUCAAUAAAUGCAGUAAUAUAUACAGUAAAAUGAUCAUUCCAAAGUGUGAUCCUUGAUAUUGGUAGUUAGUUUCCUUUUUCUGACUUUAAUGUGUUUGUAGAAAGAUGUUUGCUGUAAUAAUUUGAUGUUACAGUAUUUUCAGACAUAUCAUUAAAAUUCAUAUUGAACUAGUUUAUACUCUUUUGAAUGUUGAAAAGUGUGCUGAAUUGGAAGAAACACAUGUAACUAAGUUUUUCAUGUACACUGCAGCACAAAAGUAUGUAAUCAUCAGUGCAUUCUUGCCUUUGUGAUAUUUGUAGUGCAUCUUGAUCAAUACUAAUACUGUGGUGCUGUCAGUUCUUUUACCAAGACUAUUCUUAGUUAGUAUUGAAUAUGUAACUUGAUACAAAGAAAACGCUUCAUAUGUUACUGCCACAUUGGUUGCAUUAGUUUGUUCAUAUAAAAUUAAUUGGAAAUAGAGUAUUUUUGCACAUUAA